AUGAUUAGAAGAUUGUUUCUCCCAUAUUUUUCUAAAGAUAAGGGUCCACCAAGAAUUAGAUGCCAAAUAAAUGGAGUGAAAAGAAAAAGGUUUUAUAAAAUUGUAGUAGCAAAUCAAAAAGAUAAGAAAAAUGGAAAACAUAUAGAAGUGUUAGGUACAUAUGUUAAUAAAAAUAACAUAAGAGAAAAAUUAAAUAGAUAUAAUAUUGCCGAUUCUAAUAAUGAUUAUUAUUACAAUAAUGUAGAAAAUAUAAAAGAAAUAAGGUUACGAUUUAAUAGAGUUAAAUUUUGGCUAGCUGCUAACUGUAACUUUAGUGAUCAUAUGAAAUAUGUUUUAAGUCUAUGUAAAAUAAUACCUCAAUAUCCAAUAAAAUAUAGUAGGAGAUGUUCAGAUAAAUAUUAUUAUAAAUACAACGAAAUAAUAAAUAAACAUAAACUUAUACAAGCCGAAAAAAUAAAUAAUUUUUUGAAAACAGAUUUAAAUAUACAAUAUUUGAAUAAUUUUAAUGAAUCAUCAAACGAAAGAAAAAAAGAGGAUGAUUAUUUAUAUACUCCUGAAGAACUUACUUAUCUUAAAAAAUUAUCAAAAAAUAGAAAUUUAGAUUUUGAGCAUACUGAUAAAAUUAGAAAAAUUAUUAGGUAA
Plasmodium gallinaceum is the source of this 642-nucleotide messenger RNA. RefSeq names its product mitochondrial ribosomal protein S16 precursor, putative. Gene Ontology annotation, cellular component: small ribosomal subunit; ribosome. NCBI's taxonomy places the organism in Eukaryota, Apicomplexa, Aconoidasida, Haemosporida, Plasmodiidae. Bases 1 to 642 code for a protein of 213 amino acids. Gene Ontology annotation, molecular function: structural constituent of ribosome. Gene Ontology annotation, biological process: mitochondrial translation. The record is from RefSeq and is a predicted model, not a curated record. The transcript has a single exon.